AUGAACCCACCGCCACCACUGAAACCAUCUCCCCUACCACAAUCGCUGUGGCACACAUUGAACAUAGACAUUCUAGGACCGUUACCAAAUCGCUCGCACUUACUGGUAGUAAUAGACCAACGUACACGCUUUCCCGAAGUAGAAAUCGUGGGUUCAACAGCUGCUUUACCGACUUUGGGAGCUCUCGGUAAAAUUUUUGCAACGCAUGGACUCCCUCAUAAAAUCAUUUCUGAUAACGGCAGUCCAUUUCACAGCAACGAAUUUAAACGCUACAUGCAUGCUAAAGGAAUAGAUCAUCACAGAAUCACACCGCUACAUCCGAAAGCAAAUUCAACUGCCGAAAAUUUUAUGCGCAACCUUAACAAAACCCUACGGAUCGCUACAAUAAAAGGGAAAUCUUGGAAAAUCGCACUGUAUAAUUUCUUGUGA
Molecule: messenger RNA, 429 nt
Organism: Hydractinia symbiolongicarpus
Lineage: Eukaryota; Metazoa; Cnidaria; Hydrozoa; Anthoathecata; Hydractiniidae
Exons: 1
Coding region: 1-429 (142 amino acids)
Biological process (GO): DNA integration
Molecular function (GO): nucleic acid binding
Source: RefSeq, a predicted model, not a curated record